GGUGUGCAAGUAGAAGUAUCCUAAACAAAUUGGGCUACAUCUGUCAAAAUCUCCAGAUAUGUUAUAAAGACAAAAAAAUGUUUUAGACUGCUACAGCAGCCUGUGGAAAGAAAACAUCCGUGAAUUGCAAUUAUGUAAAGGCAAAGACUGAAGAUUAAGUUAUCAGAGGAUGAAUUCUGGUUUGAAGAAGAGGAGCUGCCAAGUGUGACAAUGCCAGAAACAAAUGAAGAAAAUGAAGUUUGGGCAUGUAAAUGUGGUGAUGGCAGGAAGGUGAAGCUAUGUGCUCAGAAACUGGUCGAAUAUUCCGGGUAUUUUUGUGCUCUGAUGCACAGCCAAAUGCGAGAAACAAGGGAGAAAACUCUAGAUCUACGACUAUUCACAUCAGAUACUAUCAAGCUUCUCAUAAAAAUGUUCCGUUACAAAGAUAACAAAUUAUGUGAUAAUGAAAUAGAAGACAUAUUUAAAGAAAGUCUUGAGUUGGAAAUAGUGGAAGAUGUUUUAAAAGCAGCAGAUUAUCUGGAUAUGCCGUGUAUAUAUCCAAGAUGCUGUGACUUGCUAAUUAUUUUGUUGCCGCCAUUUUGUGAGGAGAUAGACCGCCUGUGGAAAAUGUGGACAAUUUGUCAGACAUAUGGCUUGGAAUCUGUUGAGGAGGCAAUGAAUAAACAAAUUGCACUAAAUAUAAAGGCCAUAGAAAGCACAGACUACUUUUUCUUACGGGAGGUCCCGGCAGACGUUCUAGCAGGUGUUCUUGCUGUACCAAACAUAGAUAUUAGUUCAGAAGUUGGUGUUAUGAAACUGAUUUCUGAAUGGAUUCUUUACGCCAAGGAGGAAAGAUUGAAGUGGUUUGAUAAUCUAUUCAACUGUAUUCAUAUUCCAUCACUUAUUCAUUCUGAUUUGACGGAGAUUGACAAUAUAGUAAAAGAAUUAGGUUUGACUGAUGUCGAUGUUUGGAAAACGUUCUCUAAUUAUGUUUCAAAUCCUCACAGGUUUUUUAUUUUACGUCAAGAUCUUAGUCAAAUACGUAAUGGAAGAGAAGUUUUGAUGAUGUUUGGGGGCGUGUAUGCACAGUCUCUGUUGCCACAUAAUCAGCAAAUUGGUAACCAGUCGGAGCGAAGACUGCGCUAUGUUCCCAUUAUGUAUCAAGAUCUGGAUGAAGUUUGUCGACAGUGUUUAGACAGUCGUGUUGAGCAAUAUGUUAAAAGGCCAGCAUCAAAUAUCAGUCCAAGGUCAAGGAAUCUUCCUUCUGUAGACGGUGGCUUGGUUUUUAAAACUAUGAAUAGAUUGAAAUCUCCUGUGCGGUUGAUAGAAUUUUGCAUCUGUUUAUACGAAAACUUUGUCUAUAUUGCUGGCGGACAGAGAAGUCACAAUGAAGACGCAAAGUUUGCUGUGAUGGGGGCAUACAGAAUGGAUCCCCAUAUUGGUGAAUGGGGUGAAAUAGCACAUAUGAAAGAAGCUAGAUGUUUAUUCACUUUGGGCAGUGUGUGGGGACGGCUGUAUGCUGUAGGUGGUGCUAACCAAUUUGGUAUUCUCAGGUGUACAGAAUACUAUAUACCAGAGGAAGACAAGUGGUAUGAAGGGCCUCAGCUGCACACUCAGCUUCACGAGCAUGCAUGCUGCAUAUUCAGAGAAAAGAUGUAUAUCUCGGGUGGACAUGAUGAUGCAGAACACACUAACAGAGUCUGGGUUCUUGAAAGUAAAGUAGGGACAUGGAAACCAGUUGCACCAUUGCUUCAGCCAAGAUCGUAUCAUGCCAUGGUAGCCAUGGAUGAUAAAAUGUAUGUGAUAGGUGGAUGCAGAAAAGUUGGCUCUGAAAUCCGAGAUUUACAUAGUGUAGAGGAAUAUGACCUUGCCUCUGAUACCUGGACACACCUGCUGACCUUAAAUGUACCAAUCAGUAGCACUCUUCCUGUUGUCAUUGGCAACGAGAUACUCUUCAUUGGAGGUUACAGUUUUGAUAGUAAAGAAUACCUUCAGCAGACAGUAUCACUCAAUCUGAAGAAAAGGCAGUGGAAAUUUUCUUCAUUAGUAAGCAGUACGUCAAAAAAAGUGGUUGGAUAUUUAUGUCUUAGAUUGAAAGUGAAGCAGAGAAUUUUGAGGUGACAUUUUAUUUUAGGACAUGAAGUUGAUGUAAGAGUGUAAGAUUUUUCAAAUGAUGGGAAUAUCUAGCUUGAACUUAAAAUGUUCAGGCAGUAACAAGGCUUAGUUGUAUAUAUGUACAUAUAAAUACCUUUGUGUUGUGAUACUAUAAAUGAAAUACUUGCCUAAAUGUGCAAUAUGUUUAAAUGUAUAUGUUUCAAUGCUGGUCAUAGCAGUUUUUGGCAUGCAUUUUUUUUUUUCAUAAAAAGGGAAAUUGAAUUUCCAACAUACUAUAUAUUUUAUAUUA
Mercenaria mercenaria is the source of this 2383-nucleotide messenger RNA. RefSeq names its product kelch-like protein 9. Lineage: Eukaryota; Metazoa; Mollusca; Bivalvia; Venerida; Veneridae. The record is from RefSeq and is a predicted model, not a curated record. Gene Ontology annotation, molecular function: protein binding. The transcript is spliced from 6 exons. The coding region runs from base 211 to 2100 and encodes 629 amino acids.